UCCAGCCACCUAAACCCAAACCCUAUUCAUCUUCUUUCUCGCCGCCGCCGCCGCCGCCGCCACUGCCGAAAUGUCGUCGGGGCCUCCACCCGAUGCCUCCGCGGAGGAUCUCGCGGGCGAUCUCUCCGCCGCCACCAUCAGCAAGAAGCAGCUCAAGAAGGAUGCGAGGAAGGCGGAGAAAGCCGAGAAGGCGGCGCAGCGACAGCAGCAGCAGCAGCCGCAGGCCGACGCCGACGAUCCCUUCGCGGCCAACUACGGCGACGUCCCCGUCGAGGAGAUCCAGUCAAAGACCAUCUCCGGCCGCGUGUGGACCGAGAUCGCCGACCUCGACGACGCCGCCGCGGGUCGCUCCGUCAUCAUCCGGGGAGCAGCGCAAGCGAUCCGACCCGUCAGCAAGAAGAUGGCCUUCGUCGUGCUGCGCCAGAGCAUGUGCACCGUACAGUGCGUGCUCGUAGCCAGCGUCGACGCAGGGGUCAGCACGCAGAUGGUGCGCUUCGCCACCUCCCUCAGCAAGGAAUCAAUCGUCGAUAUCGAGGGCGUCGUCUCCCUCCCCAAGGAGCCCCUCAAGGCCACCACGCAGCAGGUGGAAAUCCAGGUGAGGAAGAUAUAUUGCAUCAAUAGGGCAACCCCUACCCUUCCAAUUAAUCUUGAGGAUGCAUCAAGGAGUGAGGCUGAAUUUGAAAAGGCUGAACAAGCUGGAGAAAAGUUAGUUCGUGUGGGCCAAGAUACUCGCUUGAAUUAUAGAGCUAUUGAUCUCCGGACACCUUCGAAUCAAGCAAUAUUCAGAAUUCAAUGUCAAGUUGAAAACAAAUUCAGGGAAUUUUUGCUUUCUAAGAAUUUUGUUGGGAUUCACAGCCCAAAGCUAAUUGCUGGAUCAAGUGAAGGUGGUGCGGCUGUAUUCAAGCUACAAUAUAAUGGACAGCCAGCAUGUUUAGCACAAUCCCCACAGUUGUAUAAGCAGAUGGCUAUCUGUGGUGGGUUUGAACGUGUAUUUGAGGUUGGGCCUGUCUUCAGAGCUGAAAAUUCAAAUACUCACAGGCAUCUGUGUGAGUUUGUUGGUCUUGAUGCUGAGAUGGAGAUUAAGGAACAUUAUUUUGAGGUUUGCGACAUAAUAGAUGGUUUGUUUGUAGCAAUAUUUAAACAUUUGAAUGAGAAUUGCAAAAAGGAACUCGAGACAAUAAACAAGCAGUAUCCAUUUGAACCUCUGAAGUACCUAGAGAAAACCUUGAAGCUCACAUAUGAAGAAGGAAUUCAAAUGCUGAAGGAAGCUGGAACAGAAAUCGAGCCCAUGGGUGACCUCAACACUGAAGCUGAGAAAAAACUUGGACGACUUGUUAAGGAGAAGUAUGGAACAGAAUUUUUCAUCCUCUAUCGCUAUCCUUUGGCUGUGCGUCCCUUCUACACCAUGCCUUGUUAUGACAACCCAGCUUACAGUAACUCUUUUGAUGUCUUCAUUCGAGGAGAGGAAAUUAUAUCUGGAGCACAAAGAAUACAUACACCGGAGCUGUUGACGAAACGUGCAACGGAGUGUGGAAUUGAUGCAAGUACUAUUGCAUCAUACAUUGAAUCGUUCAGCUAUGGUGCACCGCCUCAUGGUGGUUUUGGUGUUGGCUUGGAGAGGGUGGUGAUGCUGUUCUGCGCUCUAAACAACAUCAGGAAGACAUCGCUUUUCCCUCGUGACCCACAAAGGCUGGUCCCAUAAUUUCUUUUCACCGAAACCAAAGGUUGAAAUCACUAUUGACUGGUAGAUGUUGGUUUGCGUCAUCUUCGCCAAGUUGCGAAGCAACUACCGCAACAACCGCGUCGCUGGUCACUGCAGUUUGUUUUGUUCACCGAACAGUGCAGCAACGUAUCCCCUGUAUGUGGAUUAAAGCUUCAGUUAUUUCACAAGGGCAACUUGUAUAUCUAUUAUGAGUUAUCUGGAAGUCGAUGAAGGAAGCAUACAAAGUCCAGGAAAACCUUUUUUUUCCCCAUAUAAACAUGUUAUCUUCUUUGUUAUUAAUGGACCACAACUUUUGGAGCA
Oryza brachyantha (malo sina) is the source of this 2023-nucleotide messenger RNA. RefSeq names its product aspartate--tRNA ligase 2, cytoplasmic-like. The coding region runs from base 71 to 1702 and encodes 543 amino acids. Gene Ontology annotation, molecular function: ATP binding; aspartate-tRNA ligase activity; RNA binding. NCBI's taxonomy places the organism in Eukaryota, Viridiplantae, Streptophyta, Magnoliopsida, Poales, Poaceae. Gene Ontology annotation, biological process: aspartyl-tRNA aminoacylation. The record is from RefSeq and is a predicted model, not a curated record. The transcript is spliced from 10 exons. Gene Ontology annotation, cellular component: cytosol; aminoacyl-tRNA synthetase multienzyme complex; cytoplasm.